This is a messenger RNA of Ostrea edulis (European flat oyster), 5019 nucleotides long. RefSeq names its product suppressor of cytokine signaling 2-like. The record is from RefSeq and is a predicted model, not a curated record. NCBI's taxonomy places the organism in Eukaryota, Metazoa, Mollusca, Bivalvia, Ostreida, Ostreidae. Gene Ontology annotation, biological process: intracellular signal transduction; phosphatidylinositol phosphate biosynthetic process. The coding region runs from base 3944 to 4765 and encodes 273 amino acids. Gene Ontology annotation, molecular function: 1-phosphatidylinositol-3-kinase regulator activity. Gene Ontology annotation, cellular component: phosphatidylinositol 3-kinase complex. The transcript has a single exon.
ACGAGUUUAUUGCUUCAGAUUCACUCUGAUUCUAUUAUGGUAAAUAUUUGUUCUUUUAUUUUUCAAUUUAUUUACCGUCAGUUACAGCUUGUAUUGCUUUAAAUAUGUCUUGGCAUUAAAAGGGACAGCUGCUACCAUAUAUACUCAUCUGUUGAGGUGUACAACUAGGAAUAUGCUUUUCUUUCUUUUUUUUUUUUUUUUUUUUUUUGGUUAUAUUGUGUUUAUAGUGGGCUUUUUCCCUUUCUUUCUGUCUUUCUGUUUUUCCCCUUGUAUGUAGGCCUAUUUGUAACUAUAGUGACAGGCUUUCAAGCGGGCCCUUAUUUUCCUUAUUUUUCUACAACAGCCCUUAUUUUCCUUAUUUGAACUUUAGAAUCCUAAAAAAGCCCUAAUUUUUUGUUGAAAUUCCUACAUAUUCAAAUUUUGAAAGUUUAAAUGAAUUUGACAUAAAGUAAGUGUUGGAAUUCAUUAAAUUUAGUCUUAGUAUACUUUCAGAAAAUGAAUAUGUUGAUUAAAUGUACAUCUCAGAAGGCAUCUUGAUGGUUAUCAGCUAUAUUCAGCAUUGAUUGUGAGCCAUUGGAGUCCACCUGAAUUAUAUCAUGGUUUGUGCUGAAUGCCGAAUAUGGUUGUUGAUGACCACUGGUAUGAUCUUCUGAGUGGGUAGUUAGUUUUUGUAUUAUUGCUCUUGCAAAUGGUGAGUAAAACAUUUUGUCUAUCCUAUUGAUUUGUAAAUUUAACCCUUAUUUUUGUCUAAAAAGCCCCUAAAAAUGGCCCUUAUUUUUUGCAAAAUGUCACUUGAAAGCCUGUAUUUAUGUAAAUGUAUUUUUCUAUAAUCUCCUAAGGGAGGAAAUACAGUAUGAAUGAAUGAAUAAAUGAGCGAUAAAUAGCAAAAUGAUGCCCCAUGGUUUUAACGCCACAACCUUAUAAGUUACCGCGUAGAUUGUGUAUGAUUGAGUGUAUAUUUAUAUUACAAAUCGCAUUUCCCUCUAUGAACCAACCAAUUUCAGUGCGCGACACAAUCCGUUCACAUUGACUAUGAACGGAUUAUGAACUAGCUUAAAGCACACGACUGAGAGAGUAGAGCGUGAUGGUUUGAAAAAAAUAGAACAUCUGUUACUAAGAUCUCGCAAGUCACACCUUUGGAUUAAGAUUGUAAUCUUACGUGAAUUAUCAUCCCAAUCUUGCGGUCUCCUACCUCCAAAAUACAGUGUACCUUGCAAUGUUGAUAAAAGGCAGGGCGAGACGAAAUGUGACGUCAUGUCCAUGUGUUGACGUACUGUGACAGAUGCUAGGAGUUCGUUUUAUGCAACAAAAUAGAAGCAAUGUAAACAAACAGUGUUUUAGUAAAUGAAUAUAAAUAUAAGAAAUGAACAUCACUUUUGAGCUGUCCAUGGUCAAUAUGAACGGAUUUGGAUUUGAGGCAAAUUCUCUAGCGAUUCACAGAAUUUGCCUCAAAUCCAAAUCCGUUCAUAUUGACCAUGGACAGCUCAAAAGUGAUGUUCAUUUAGAAAAAUGAAGACUAUAAAGAGUUGUCGCUCUUGCAUUGUGAUACGACAAUCGUACAGGGUUCAUUGACAUUCGAAGGUCUCGUUUUUGCAAAUUUUCAUAUUUCUGUAUUUUGCGACCGCAGUAAAAUAUCAUCUCAUUUGUUUAUUUUUAACUUUAUUUAUACUGAGGAAAAUGAUAAGAGGUCAAAUAAUCUUGCAAAGUUCUAGUUUGUCCUUGCUGAAAAGGAUUUUUUUUCCUUCAAAGCUUUUGGAAUUAAGGAACAUAGUAACGCGAUAUAUUUUCCGUGUUGUGUUUAUUAAGUGCAAUUUACUUACAUUUUGAAAUCGCUGUAUUAUGGAAAAAAAAUAAAGGAAACCUGUCACGCUUCUUCUGUUUUCAGAAUUAGUUUCCUUACCUGGAAUUUUAAAACGCCACGUCACCCACGCAGAAUAAUUUUUUUUUUCAGCCUUCAUAUUUUUAGAAUCUUUCAGAAUCAAAAGGGUUCAAGGAAUAAGUCAGGAAGAACUAAACGAAUUACUCGUGAAUGUGAAAAUCAUUCCCUUUUCUUUCCAUUAUAGAAUAACUACCCAGGUAUGUGGUCCCGAGCUGGGGAGGGAGGGGGAGUUUGUCGGGUGGGGAGCAGGAACUAACAUCACACUACAUAGUUCUACAUAUGUACCAUAAUAUUUUACUGAUAUUUUACUAUUCAUGUAUGUCCAGGUUCAUUAUCUAGAGUCAUAUAUUUGAUAACUACAAAAAUAGGAUAUUCAUUAUUUGCAAUGUAACGUGCGAUUCAACAUUUCUAGGAAAAUAGCGUGCACUUCCGCAGUCAUUCAGGAAGGAAAAUUUCAUGAUAAUUGUUAAACUGAAUAAAAACUAAUUGCAAUAGUCGUCAAUUACUGAGAUUUCGAAAUAUACAUGUACCUAAGUUAAUCAAUCCUUACAUUAGUAAAACAAAACAAAAAAACAACAAAAACACCCCAAUUUAUUUUCCUACGAGAAAUUUUGAAAUAACCAAAAAUAGAAAAGCAAACACAAAAUGAAUAUUACGUUGACAUCUUAAGGAAUGAGAUUGUAAAGGACUACAGAGUGCAAAUAGUUGUCGGAUUUUUAGAAAUAUUUUUGAAAGUGCAUACACAGAAUGUCGCACUGUGAUAUAUAUCGAUUCGGUAUCGGGGCCAUCUGGGGCUACAUCCGUUGUUAGAAAACCAAUGGGGCCGUGAGAGAACGUAAGGCGUUGUACAUAUAGGCCGGCGGACUGGAAACGCUGUGAGGUAGAAUAUAUCUUGCUGUCAUAAGACAGUCAUGAUUUGAUGUACUUUAGGAAUAUACAUGUACAUUUAUUCUGAAAGGUGGCGCGGCGAGAGACAAAACACGACAAUGAUUGAUCGAGUCGAAUGUGCCCGGUAUGUAGUGUGUGACCUCGAGCAUCCAGCUAAUAAAUAACCUUAGGUACAUACUGAGUAAUAAAACACUUGUACAUGCAUUCUGCACUGAGCAUCGAUGAAAUAGACACCCACAGGUUUGACAUAGUACUGAUCAGUCCUUCUAGGGCUGGACACUUGGGCUAUUCAUAAAGCAUGGCUCAGCAAAUAGCCGUUGGUCUGAUUAACCACUUAUGAAUUUCGGAAAAUAAACAUAAAAAAUAACAAAUAAAUGAAAAUCAAUUGAUCAGAGUUCAUAUUAAAAUGAAUGUACAUAAACAAUCAAAACCACUCUCUGGUAAUGCUUUGAUAGGCGGUUUCAGAGUUGUAGAAGUGUGCAUUAUGUAACAGGUUUUCCUGCUUCUGUUUCCGAGAUCUAAGCAGUGUUUUAAAGUCCUCAAAAUUAUAUGUAUAAAUAGCAAUUAACUCAUAUCAAUAUUUGUCUAAACAACACACCUGCAGUUUCUUUCCGAUAAACUUCUCAAGUGCAAUCGAUAUAAGAUCACGGAUCUGAAAUUUUAAACCCCUAUAGCAAAAAGCACCCUAUAUAUAUAAUAUAUCUACAUUGUUAGCCAUCUAUGAACUUAAUGAAUAUCUAGGUCACUGAGUUUCCUGAUAAAACGUGCAUUGAUAUAUAUAUCCUACUCUAGCUUAACGACGAAGAUUGCAACAUCAUACAGCAAGUUUUUUCCUGAUUACAAUCAAAAUCAUAAUUUUGGGACCCGGUACGAAAGAUAUAUAUGCAACAUUGGCCUUAGUUUUGCUCUGUUUUUCAAAAACCGCGCGCUCGAGAUCGAUUCUAUUUAUAGAUCAAGGUGCUUUCCAGCUUAUUAGUCGCGAGAUAGCCGUUUCUAGGAAUUGGAGUUCACACAGGAUUUCUGGAAACAGCGCGUAACUUGUAAUGUAUACUUGGAAUCGAGCAUUUACAAGAUAAACAUAUCAGGAUGACGGAGACGGUCUUCAUUCUCUUAAAUAUCGCCGGAGAAGACAUUCAUGAAACAGAAUUAGAUAUAGAAGGAACGUGAAAGUCGGUGAUGAAGAUUAUUAUUAUGAAUGGCAAGCCCCAAGAUGAAAAUCGCAGGCCAUUGGAUAACAGGAUUCGGAAUGGCCAUAUGUGUCAGUGUGGUCAAUGGGAUCAUUCGAAACACAAGCGUCUGAUGGCUGACGGAGUAUCGCCGUGUACUGACCCAUGUGGGUCAAACGAAAAUAAGACUGUAUUUGUCAAAGAAAGAAAGGCAAGUAGUACACACUGUAACGAUUGUACUUUUGAGAAGGAGGAUGAGAGAGAGCCGGCCUAUUAUUGUGCGAAAGACAUGGUGAUCCAGAUCGGAACUGUACAGUCAUUAACACAGACAGGGUGGUACUACGAAAAUUUCACAAGUCAGGAUGCAAAACUUUUACUACGGAAAGAACCAGUAGGGACGUUUCUAAUCAGAGACAGUUCUGAUUCGAAGUAUUUAUAUUCUCUAAGUGUCAAAACGAGUCGGGGAACAACCAGUGUGAGGAUUCUCUAUAAUAAAGGGCAAUUUCAGCUGGACAGUGAUGAACGAAUUAGUGCAAAAAUGCCGAAAUUUGACAGUGCAGUUCGUUUGGUGGAUUUUUACGCUCGUUUGACACACAUGGGGAAAAGCUAUGUUUGUAGGUGGAUGGAAAGCUCAGGGAAAAAGGACCUACCUAUAGUAUUGCAGAAACCUAAACCAAAUUGUGUCGUGGAUUUGAAACAUUUGUGUCGUUUGUCAAUAAACCAAAAUUUACCGAAAACUCUUAGCAGGACAAAAGUAUUGAACAAUAUGGAUAAGUUACCUGUUCCUAAGCCCAUCAAGAGCUACUUGAAGGACUAUCCAUAUAUUCAUUAACUUCUGGUGUUCAAACGCCACGGAUCUGGAUAACAUUUUAAGGCAGCAGCAAUGUGUUAAUUUAUACCUACUGAAUUAACAUCAGUAAACACUACCUCACCUUAGUGGUCUAUAUAUACACGUGUAACAAUAAGUAUUUAUUUAAUUUUUUUUUUUUUCGUAUAUGUGUUGUUUUUUGGUGCUACUCUGAUUUUUAUUGUUUCGUUCGUGCAUGAAAUGGAAUGAUUAAAACAGAAAACAUUGAUAGAAACGGA